Messenger RNA from Malania oleifera, 2985 nucleotides. Its product is annotated as 5-methyltetrahydropteroyltriglutamate--homocysteine methyltransferase 2-like. The record is from RefSeq and is a predicted model, not a curated record. The transcript has 12 exons. Lineage: Eukaryota; Viridiplantae; Streptophyta; Magnoliopsida; Santalales; Ximeniaceae. Gene Ontology annotation, molecular function: 5-methyltetrahydropteroyltriglutamate-homocysteine S-methyltransferase activity; zinc ion binding. The coding region runs from base 284 to 2698 and encodes 804 amino acids.
AAAAAAAAAAAAGGAAAAGUCACGUAGCACUUCAAAUUGCUCUCCUUGUAGUCUUCCAUUAUCACAAUUAUUGGUGCAUCUCCCAAUGCCAAAAACCCUAUUAAAGGGAAUAAAUAAACAUUGAAACCUAACAAAAAAAAUGAAUUAAAAAAUCAAAACAAUGCUGAACAAUUUAAAAAGGAAAAGGAAAGAAAAAAUUUUAAGAAGAAAAGAGAAGCGUGAAAAAUGGAAAAGAUACAGCAGAGCUCUCGGAUCUGAACAGGACGUUGGUGGAGAAGUAUAAAUGACCCAACUCUCUCUGACUUCCCUCGCGCCGCUCACUUCUCUAUUCCCAUUUCGCUCUCUCUCCUUCUCCACCAACCGUCUCUCCAGCUUCUCCCUCUCCUUCCACACCAGGGCAAUGGCUUCUCACAUUGUUGGCUAUCCUCGCAUGGGGCCCAAGAGAGAGCUCAAAUUUGCAUUGGAAUCUUUUUGGGAUGGGAAAUGUGGUGCAGAGGACUUGCAGAAGGUGGCAGCAGAUCUCAGAUCAUCCAUCUGGAAGCAGAUGGCUGAUGCUGGAAUCAAAUAUAUUCCCAGCAACACCUUCUCUUACUAUGACCAAGUGUUGGACACAACUGCAAUGCUUGGGGCUGUGCCCCCUAGAUAUUCUUGGAAUGGCGGUGAGAUUGGUUUUGAUAUCUACUUUUCCAUGGCUAGGGGAAAUGCCUCUGUACCUGCUAUGGAAAUGACCAAGUGGUUUGAUACCAACUACCAUUUUAUUGUCCCUGAACUGGGUCCUGAUGUUAAGUUCUCCUAUGCAUCUCACAAGGCAGUGAAUGAAUUUAAGGAAGCCAAAGCUCUUGGAGUCAACACCGUCCCAGUUCUUGUAGGACCUGUUAGCUAUUUGCUGUUAUCAAAACCAGCAAAGGGUGUUGAGAAAUCAUUCUCUCUUCUCUCACUAAUUGGAAAGAUUCUUCCAGUGUACAAGGAGGUUGUGGCUGAAUUAAAGGCAGCUGGUGCUACCUGGAUCCAGUUCGAUGAGCCCACCCUUGUGAAGGAUCUUGAUUCUCACCAAUUGCAAGCAUUUACACAUGCUUAUUCAGAGCUAGAGUCUUCUCUUUCUGGUUUGAAUGUUCUCAUUGAGACAUACUUUGCUGAUGUUCCCGCUGAGGCAUACAAAACCCUAACUUCUUUAAAGGGUGUUACUGGAUUUGGGUUUGAUUUCAUCCGUGGGCCUCAGACCAUAGAGUUGAUCAAGGGUGGAUUCCCUUCUGGUAAAGUACUUUUCGCUGGAGUGGUUGAUGGAAGGAACAUUUGGGCUAAUGAUCUUGCCGCUUCUCUUAAUACUCUAAAAGCUCUUGAAGGCAUUGUUGGGAAAGAAAAAAUUGUUGUCUCUACCUCUUGCUCACUUCUCCAUACCGCUGUUGAUUUGAUUAAUGAGACUAAAUUGGACAAUGAAAUUAAGUCAUGGCUUGCAUUUGCUGCCCAGAAAGUUGUUGAAGUAAAUGCUUUGGCCAAGGCUUUGUCUGGUCAGAAGGAUGAGGCAUACUUCUCUGCUAAUGCUGUGGCUCAGUCUUCAAGGAAGUCCUCCCCAAGGGUGACAAAUGAGGCUGUUCAGAAGGCUGCUGCUGCUUUGAAGGGUUCUGACCACCGCCGCACCACAAAUGUGAGUGCAAGGCUGGAUGCUCAGCAGAAGAAGCUGAAUCUUCCUAUUCUUCCAACAACUACCAUUGGUUCUUUCCCACAGACCAUGGAUCUUAGAAGAGUUCGACGUGAAUACAAGGCUAAGAAGAUCUCCGAGGAUGACUAUGUCAAGGCUAUUAAGGAGGAAAUCAACAAAGUUGUUAAGAUCCAGGAAGAGCUAGACAUUGAUGUCUUGGUACAUGGAGAGCCUGAGAGGAAUGACAUGGUCGAGUACUUUGGGGAGCAAUUGUCUGGUUUUGCCUUCACUGUCAAUGGGUGGGUCCAAUCUUAUGGUUCUCGGUGUGUUAAGCCACCAAUCAUUUAUGGUGAUGUGAGCCGGCCCAAGGCCAUGACUGUCUUCUGGUCCUCAAUUGCUCAGAGUAUGACUUCACGUCCAAUGAAGGGAAUGCUCACUGGUCCCGUUACCAUUUUGAACUGGUCUUUUGUUAGAAAUGACCAGCCGAGAUUUGAAACUUGUUAUCAGAUUGCUUUGGCCAUCAAGGAUGAGGUUGAGGACCUUGAGAAAGCUGGGAUUACAGUCAUCCAGAUUGAUGAGGCUGCUUUAAGGGAGGGUUUGCCUCUUAGGAAGUCUGAGCAGGCAUUUUAUUUGGACUGGGCUGUUCAUUCCUUCAGAAUCACCAACUGUGGUGUUCAGGACACUACACAGAUCCACACCCACAUGUGUUACUCCAACUUCAAUGACAUCAUUCACUCGAUCAUAGACAUGGAUGCCGAUGUGAUCACUAUUGAGAACUCCAGAUCGGAUGAGAAGCUACUUUCAGUCUUCAGGGAGGGAGUGAAGUAUGGUGCUGGUAUUGGUCCAGGUGUAUAUGAUAUCCACUCACCUAGGAUCCCAUCCACAGAAGAAAUUGCAGACCGAAUCAACAAGAUGCUUGCAGUCCUCGAGACCAACAUCCUUUGGGUCAACCCCGACUGUGGCCUCAAGACACGCAAAUACACCGAAGUUAAGCCAGCCCUCAGCAACAUGGUUGCCGCUGCUAAGCUCAUCCGCGCCCAACUAGCCAGUGCCAAAUGAGUUUACUAGUUGGCCUGAAGUAUCCAUCCCUUGUGUCUGGAAGAGGGAAGUGUCCCUGUUAUACUAGCAAUAACCUUUGCUUUGCGGCUUUUGCUGAAAUGAGGAGAGUAUUACUUCUCCUUUCCAAGAUGAAGAAUGAUGAUUACCAGGUUCUUGGAUAUGCCCCGAGGACCCUUUUUUUUCUUUUUAAUUUUUAGUUUGGUUUAAAUUUUUAUUCUUUUUUCUUUGCUUUUUAAUAAAUUUUACUUUGGUAUUAUAUGAAUGAGUAUAAUUUUACUGUUUGGAAA